AUCCACUUUCUUUACUUUAACUCUUAUUCAUUUUCCUAUAUAAUCACCACUCUCUAUCGUUCAGUCCUUCACCAUGGGAAGCAUGAAGGUGCAUCAGUUGGCACGUGGAUUCUGGGAGCACGAACCAUCCCUUACGCUUGGCUGCAAGCGUUUACGCCCUCUUGCUCCCAAGCUGGCAAACACAGACACUACUGUCACUGCUUUCGAUCUCAAGACCUUCAUUCGACCAGAAAGUGGUCCUAGAAAACUUGGAUCUUCUGACGACAAGAGAAAUUCUCCUCAGGUGGAAACGCACCCUGGAGGAACACGGUGGAAUCCAACACAAGAACAAAUAGGAAUUCUGGAGAUGCUGUAUAGGGGAGGAAUGCGAACUCCGAAUGCACAACAAAUAGAACAAAUCACAUCACAGCUAGGGAAGUACGGGAAGAUAGAAGGAAAGAAUGUGUUCUACUGGUUUCAAAACCACAAAGCCCGUGAGAGACAAAAACAGAAGCGAAAUAGUCUUGGUAUUAGUCAUUGUCCGAGAACCCCAGCCGCCAGUUUUACCACUAUAUCUUUGGACUCUAGGCAGGGAAAUCAAGUAGUACCAGAAAGAGAUGGAGACAGUCCGUACAAGAGGAAGUGCAGGAGCUGGUCAUUUGAAUGUUUGGAAGAGGAAGGGGAUAGAACUCUAGAGCUUUUCCCAUUGCACCCGGAAGGCAGAUGAAGGGGUUUGAAUAAAAUUUCAUUGAACUUUGUUCCAUUUUGUGAUCUACUUUGAUGUGCUUUUUCUUUCUUUCUUUGUUUCGGGAAAGAAGAAAGAUAAGUUGUCUCUCUGUACUCUACUGAUGUAUUAUUUCUGACUUAAUUAGAACCAAAGCGGUUUGUCACUCUUUAUUCCAUCUCAUCAGUCUGUGGUGGUGGGUGUGAAACGUGAUCCUUUUGACUACAGGAAAACUUGAUGAAAUUGAGCUUUUAGGUUAAAAGCAGAGACCUAUGGACACUGAAGUCCACGCACCUACUUCUUCUCCUUAAGCCUACCCUUUGAUAUUUUAAGUUUCAAAUGGGAAAAGAGAUGUGUCCUCUUCUCUCAAAGUAUAAUAAAUUGCACUAUUUCGAAGACUUUCAUAAAGUAGCAUAUCAACUUCAACUAUCAGGAGACAUGCAAUUGCUUUUUCUUCUCUUUGGGAUUGACAUGCAAUUUCUUUUUUAGAAUAAAAGGAUCACCUAGUGUUAUGUG
This is a messenger RNA of Pistacia vera, 1219 nucleotides long. Its product is annotated as WUSCHEL-related homeobox 4-like. Gene Ontology annotation, molecular function: DNA-binding transcription factor activity; DNA binding. NCBI's taxonomy places the organism in Eukaryota, Viridiplantae, Streptophyta, Magnoliopsida, Sapindales, Anacardiaceae. The record is from RefSeq and is a predicted model, not a curated record. Gene Ontology annotation, biological process: phloem or xylem histogenesis; procambium histogenesis; cell division. The transcript is spliced from 3 exons. Gene Ontology annotation, cellular component: nucleus. The coding region runs from base 74 to 706 and encodes 210 amino acids.